AUGCCGAGAUCUAUGGCGCCUAAGCAUGCCAUCGCCCUCGACGGGCUCCAUUUUGGCCCCGGCCGGGUCUUCAGCAGCCGUGCAGUCGCCGAGCGGAUGUACGGGCUGCUGCUCGGCAACGAGUACUUCGACACGCCCACUGGCCCGGGCAAGGACAUAGAACAAGUGCGGGAACGGGUGGCGGGCAUUUUGUCCGCAAUUUUUGGAAUUUGCGUCACUCGGGUUCCGAUUUUUUUCUCGCUGAACGACCCAGCCCUAGCUUGGCAGGUCGUGGCCGGUGAUGUGGCCGAGCAGCGUGGCUGCACCAUCCCCGCUGCCGAAGUCUGCGAGUUGGUGACCGUUUUUUCGGACGCCCGCCGCACGUUCUUCGAGUGUCCCGGUGACGGGACGGUGGCGGCGGCUAGAGUGGCCAGCUCGCUCACCACCAUCAUAGACCAGUGGCUCGAGGCCACCACGGCGGCCGUUCCCGCGUCGGAGCACCAACCCACCACCCUCGCCAGCAGGCCUGCGGUCGCGGAGAGCCCGGCGCUGGAGAGGCUCUUCGCCAACUUCACUUUCGCGGACGCGACACCUUCCGGCCGCGAGGCCGCCCACGCCCACGCCCACGCCCACGCCCACGACAACGACGCCUGGCCCCCGUCGUACUUGGCCCCGGCCGACAUAGCCCACCUGAACCACCCGCAUCUGCGGGAGCUGCUUGAGGGCGUCUGCUGGAACGACAAGGGCACCGUGCCCACGCUCCCCACCGAGCGGGCGAACCCGCUCUGCCUGCGCCUCUUUCUCGGCUGGCUCGCAGCCGCCUACACCCCGCCCCCUUCCGCCACGACCCCGGGCAGCAGCAGCAGCAGCAACAGCAGCAGCAGCAACAACAACAACAACGACACCACCAUCCCCACCAUCCCCACCAUCACCACCACCACCACAGCCACGGUCACCGAGUCACGUGCGCUGUACACGGCGCCCAUUGCCUUCUUUGUCAACAAAGACAGGCAGGCGUGGUACGAGGACUCCGGUCGGCAGUCCAAAAAAUUUGGACACCUCGACGGUUUCCUGGCCUACGCGGCCGAAGCGUUUUCCAAGCGGGGCAAGAGCAGCGUCCUGGCCGCCCGCAACAUCUUCAACAACCACGCCAACAUGCGGCGCUUUGGCACCGCCGUGAUGCUGCGCGUCGUGUCCCGCGCCGGCGUGCCCGGCCUGCAGGUCGCCUUCUUCUGUCCGUGGGACCGCCACGACUGGACCCAGAAGUCGUGGCGGCUGUACGAGUGGCGCCUUCGUUUGUGGAAGGAGAGCCUGGUCCGGAAGAUUGAGGCCUGGGCCCAGGAGUGCGACGUGCCCCUCCACGAGGGGUACAUGGGCGAGUCGUGGAUAGUCCGCAAGGACCGCGACCACGACUCCGUGGAGAUGUGUGCGGGUUGGUUGUGGCGGGCCAUGAGGGCCCUCGAGCAGACGGUCCCGGGCGGGGACGAGGACAACACCUGGGAGUGGGAGGAGAGCUGCCGCUUCAAGCGGAUGGAGGACUGGGGGGUUGGUGCGGUGUCCGAGGACGGUGAGGGGGAUGAGGAUCCGAUGGACGUGGAUAUGGACGAGUAG
Dichotomopilus funicola is the source of this 1590-nucleotide messenger RNA. RefSeq lists its product as uncharacterized. The transcript has 2 exons. Bases 1 to 1590 code for a protein of 529 amino acids. The record is from RefSeq and is a predicted model, not a curated record. NCBI's taxonomy places the organism in Eukaryota, Fungi, Ascomycota, Sordariomycetes, Sordariales, Chaetomiaceae.